Messenger RNA from Leishmania braziliensis MHOM/BR/75/M2904, 3807 nucleotides. RefSeq lists its product as hypothetical. Gene Ontology annotation, biological process: tRNA export from nucleus; rRNA processing. NCBI's taxonomy places the organism in Eukaryota, Euglenozoa, Kinetoplastea, Trypanosomatida, Trypanosomatidae. Gene Ontology annotation, cellular component: UTP-C complex; small-subunit processome; CURI complex. The transcript has a single exon. Bases 1 to 3807 code for a protein of 1268 amino acids. The record is from RefSeq and is a predicted model, not a curated record.
AUGGCACUGCAACGCUACCAACUCAGCUGGUCGGACCAGCUGAUGACGCGGGUGGAGGCACACCUCCGCGACAUCCACAGCGUGCUACACGAGUACUACGAAAGUUGUGGCUAUCCCACGGAGGUAGAGACCCGCCACGUGGCGAUCAUUCAACGGGCAGUGACAGGGGCACGAGAGGAAAGCGAGUUCACCACCGUUACGGCGGCUGCUCCCGCUCUUCAGUUGGACGUCGUCAGUCCCGCCGGUAGCUUCUUGCUUCGCACGUGCGUUCACGACACACCGUUUCCUGAGCUGCACGCGCAGCGCGGAGUGGGCGCAGACUUGGUGCUCUCCAUUCCUGUCAACCGCUGCACCGCUGCAGACCUGAAAGGCGGUCUCUACCUCGAGCGCCGUCAGUCCUUCCUCCGCGAGAUCCAGGAGUACUUGGAGCAACUCGUGAGCGGUGCAGCGAAGCAGAAGUCAGACUCCUCCGCAGCGGCGGCGGUGGACGCUGCAGCCUCCGACACAGAUAGUGACAGAGACAGCGAGGAGGGCCAAGGCGCGUCUUCUCGAAGUCGUCAGCACGGCAAGGUAACCCAGGGGGCGGAAAAGGAGGAGCUGAACGUGGCCGCCGCCGCGCGACUCAGUCGGGUGGAGGUGCGGGUGGUGCCGAUUCACGGGUGUUAUGCACUGGCAGACAAACAGAUUCUGCAGCUGCGCUUCCGCCGGCGUCGUGCCACCGCAGACGCCUACGAAACCCUCUUCGUGAACCUCCAUUUCCGCCCCUCCGUCUUUCCUGGACACGCCGUGAAUAUGGCGGUAGUGCGCAAGCACCCGUACUACAGCUACUGCAUCCUGGAAGACUACCUCAUGCCGCACUAUCUGAAGAAGCUGCACGAAGUGUGCAUCGCCAGCGCCAGCGUGCGCCGCGCCAUCGUCGUGCUGAAGUGCUGGGCCCAUCACACCGGCCUCAUGUCCGCCGCCUCAGGACACCCGGAGGCGCUGAACGGGUUCGUCGUUGCGGCCAUUGUUUUACGUCUGCUCGAGGAGGGCAUCGUGACAGCGGGCAUGUCUCUGGACAACAUUGUACGCGCUGUGUGGGUGCAACUCUCGCGGGGCUUCUUCCUUGGCACUCCAGAGACAGUCGGGAGCAGCGCGGCCCGCCCUGUUAAGGUGCCGGCAGCGGAGGAACAGGGUGAGGUGAGCGUUCUGCGCCUUGCAGGCGAGCCGCACAACGUCCUCUUCCGCACGUCCGCUGCCUUCUUCAGGCAUGUUGUAGGGCCUGCCGCGGAGGAGGCCCUGCAGCACCCAUUCGCUGUCGAAGUAGUCGAUCGCAUCGCCUUCCAGCCUCUGCCGCUGCGCUACGACGUGGCCCUCACCGUCCAGUUGAACCAGACUACCACGUCUCCUGUGGAAACGAUGGAUCGCUCUCCGGCUGCCAUCAAGAAGAGCAGUCUCUGGCGCGCCCCACGCGUCGAGGCGAUCCAGGACACGCUGCGAGUGCUGAAGGAGGCACUAGGUGUGCGGUGUAACUACAUUACCGUCUGGAGAACCGACGCAGACCGUCUGCGGGUUGUCGUGCAGCUCACCAGCGAAGCAGAGGGUCGCAACCGCCUCACCCGCGGACCGCCCAUCGAAGACACCAGCGCUGUCGAGCGCUUCAACACUUUCUGGGGCACUGGCCUCACCUCGACGCGCCAAUUCAGCGACGGCGCCAUCUACCGCUGCGUGCUGUGGACCUUUCCGGAGGACCAGGGCACGCACACGACUGUAGCCUUGUCCGCCUCUACGGUGUUGUGCCGCAUCGUCGAGUUUGCACUGCGCGCGCAUGUCGCGCCCGAGGCGGCGGUGGCAGUGCUGCUUGGCGGCCUGGACGGAUACCUGGCGGAGCGGGUCGGCGGCGAGUGGCGCGACGCCGCCCCGCUGAUGCAGCGCAGCCUCCUCGAGGCAACCAAGGCGGUGCAGUACAUGCUGCAGAACCUGCCGCGCGGCAGUGUCCCCUGCCGCAUCGUUUCCCUCGACGUCAUCGCUGCGAGCGAACGCCACACCGAGGUAUUCCCAGUUCGCCCGCACUUGGCUCUCACAUACACGACAGACGACCUUGCCGAUGCGAGCUUUGCGGGACUGAGCACGGCGCCAACGAUCGAGCCGAUCCAUUGCGUGCUGAACAUCGACGACAACCACAAGAUCCCUGACACAAUGGAGGCAAUUGCAAUGAUGAAGGGUGCCAUUGCUGCCCAGCUGGCCAAGACGCUGCAGGCGCACUAUGGUGGGAAGAGCAGCAGCAGCAGCAGCAGCAGCGACGUUGUACGCAGCCCCAUCCGCACCCAGUGUACCAGCCAGUCUGUCGACAUCAUCUACCGCGGCUACCUCUUCCGUGUCUACGUCGCCCACUACCGUGAAGUGUCUCUUCUACGUGCUUUGCAGCGUGACACAGAGGCAAACUUGCUGGAGAUGAAGCUGCACUGGACUGCGCAGCACGCCAAGUUUAUGCGCACCAUCGCAUUUGGCCAUCACAGCUACUCGCACGCGGUGAGGCUGGCGAAACGGUGGAUGGGUGCCAUGUACCUCUACGAGUUUGUGCAACCAGAAGCAGUCGAGCUGCUUGUAGCGCACGCGUACCUGCAGCCGGCGCCGCACACGCCCAAGACACCUGCUGGGGGCUUCCUGCGCUUUGUCCAGCUCCUCGCCACGCAUGACUGGUCAACACCACUGGUGCUUCCCUUCACCGAUGACGACAACGACAAGACCGCCGUGGCGGCGGCGGCGCUGGUGCGCAAGCUUGGCGACCAACAAGGCAUGUUUAUCGCUACACCCUACGCACCAGCCGCGAGUCCGUUCACGGUGCUAACGCCGCGGCUGAUGAUUAUGGGUCGUCUUGUACAGCUGGCCCAGUCAGUGGUGGCUGUGCUGCUGCGCCACCUUGAGGGCCACAACGCGACAGCUGGUGAGGUGGAGGCGUUCACAUCCAGCCCGUGCGCCUUCGACUUUGCGAUGAAGUUCCACCCGCGCCUAGUGCUGCAGCCUGAUCGGGCCCUCAGCAUCGGCGCUGCAGCAGCGUCGGUAGCGUCUGCGCAACACGAAGCAGCGCCUCCAAGUGGCAUCGAGCUAGCCUCCAGUGAGGCGGACACGCUGGCAGCAGAGGAAGCCGCAGCAGCAGCAGCCAACGCUGUCAUUCGCCUCUGGCAGCUAGAUGAGCUGGACGCCGACACCAACGGGCGGGAGUACAUCAAUCAGCUUGUCGAACGAGAGCCGGCGGCGCAUGCCGUGCGCAUCGCCCGUGCAGCGCUGCGUGAACGUGGUAUGAUGUUCUACGACGCGCUCGCUCCGUCCUCCCUCUAUGUUGUGGGCAUCAGCGCCGAGAGGCAAGUCGCCAAAAGCCGGCAGCUGCACGACGCCAUUCUACAGGUGGGGCGAGGCGCACUUUUGCCGGCACCGCCGAGCGCGUUCACUCCUGUCGUGGAGGUGUCGCAUGGCUCAGAUGCUGCGGGACACGCUGGGUUUGAAUCCAAGGACGACCAUCGUCCUCGUGUCCCCGCACACCACCAGGGGAGGGCGGUGCCGCGGCUCCGCGGGGCCGUCUUGCACAAAAAGAGCGAGAAGGUCACGACAGGCGCACUCCAGCUUCCGCAGCACCACCACAAGCGCAGUCGCAGCACAAAGGACCACCGCGGCCCGGCCGCCGCUGUUUCUGAGGCCGCGCACGCGAAGAAGACGAAGAGGGAAACGGCGGUCGAGGCUAGCCCUUCCACGGAAGCUUCGCCGGCGCCAGCGGUGGCCAAGAAGCGCUCUCAGAAGAUGGCCAAGGCCACGAAAGUGCACGAGUAG